This is a messenger RNA of Pseudocercospora fijiensis CIRAD86, 2163 nucleotides long. RefSeq lists its product as uncharacterized. Bases 1 to 2163 code for a protein of 720 amino acids. Gene Ontology annotation, cellular component: cytoplasm; microtubule; membrane. The record is from RefSeq and is a predicted model, not a curated record. The transcript is spliced from 2 exons. Gene Ontology annotation, molecular function: GTP binding; microtubule binding; GTPase activity. NCBI's taxonomy places the organism in Eukaryota, Fungi, Ascomycota, Dothideomycetes, Mycosphaerellales, Mycosphaerellaceae.
AUGCUUGCAUCGGCCACGAUGGAUCAUCUCCAAAGCGAAGAAUACCGCCGCGUCCUGGACAUGGUCGAUCGCUUGCGCACCUGCGGCCUUGGCUCAUUACUUCCAUUGCCACAGCUCGUGGUCUGCGGAGAUCAGUCUGCUGGCAAGUCUUCCGUGCUCGAGGCCAUCACCGAGGUUCCAUUUCCACGCAAGGAGAACCUCUGUACACGCUUCGCCACCGAGAUUAUUCUCCGCCGCGACCCACGCGAGACUGUCCACACCAAAAUCAUCCCAGAUCGAGCCCGUACCGAUGCCGAGAAGGCGAAGCUGGCCGACUUCAACGAAACCAUCACCGACCUGAACGAGCUCCCUGACUUGAUCGAGAAGGCGACUGACUUGAUGGGCCUGAACGAAGCACCGGCGAACAACCAGUCUUCCACCCGAGCUUUCUCUCGUGAUGUGCUGAGCGUCGAGAUCGCCGGUCCCGGCCGUCCACAACUCACUCUUGUCGACUUGCCCGGCCUCAUCCUCUCCGCAAACAAGGAGCAAAGCGAGGCUGACGUGAAGCUCAUUCAUGCCCUUGUCGGUGAUUACAUCGCGGAGAAGCGUACCAUCAUGCUUGCAGUCAUCUCCGCCAAGAAUGACUACGCCAACCAGGGCAUCCUGAACAAGUGCAAGGAAGUAGAUGCGGGUGGCCAACGCACUCUCGGUAUCAUCACCAAGCCCGACUAUCUACGCACUGCCUCGAGCGAAGCAACAUGGAUCAAUUUGGCUCAGAAUAACAACAUUUACUUCGAGUUGGGCUGGCACAUGCUCAAGAACCGCACCGAGGAUGAAAUGGAUUCCACGUUCGAAAGCCGCAAUGCCUCUGAGCGUGCCUUCUUUAGCAGUGGACAGUAUCGAGAUCUGCCGGACACCGACAAGGGCAUCACUGCUCUACGCUCCAAAUUGUCGAAAUUGCUUUUCAAGCAUCUCAAGAAGGAGCUGCCCAACCUCCAGGCCGAACUCAACGCCAAGCACUCCAAGACCGUUGAUGCGCUGGAGCAGUUGGGAGAGAAGCGUUCCACGAUCGCCGAGCAAAAGCGUUUUCUCAUGGGUGUUGCCACAGCAUACCAGAACAUUGUCGGAAACGCCGUGGACGGGCACUACGAGAACCCAUUCUUCGGCCCCAUCAACACCGAGAAGGGUUUCGAAGAUGCUGGGAAUAUGCGUCGACUGCGCGCUGCCGUACAACAGCUCAACCUGCAGUUUGCGAGUCAGAUGCGUCAAUACGGCCACAAGUUCAGAGUCUGGGCAACCAAAGAUGCUGCCGGCACGAAUUCGAAGCAUGAUCUGCCGGAGCCAGCGAUGGACGAGGACUACUCCGCCGCGAAGGACCUUCAGAAAGUUCUCAGUCGCGCACAAGCUGUCGAGUGGGUAAAGCAGAUUCUCAUCCGUACUCGUGGUCGCGAGCUCGCCGGUAAUUUCAACCCACUGCUCAUGUCUCAGCUCUUCUGGGAGCAAUCCGAGCACUGGGAAGAACUGGCAUCUCAGCACAUUGAUCGUGUCAGUGCGCUAUGCUGUGCUUUCGCCAAGGCAGCCAUCGACGACGUGGUCUUCACCGACGUCUCUAUCAAGCUCCAGGCAUCGAAGCUGGACGAUGCCAUGAGACAGCGUCGUCUCGCUGCCCUCGCAGAACUCCGUCAGCUCAUCGCCGACAAGCAGCGCCCACCCAUCACCUACGAUCCAUCCUACACUGCCACCGUCCAUGAAGCUCGUAGUCAAAAGACAACAGCCAAGAUCCAAACUCUAAUGGAUCAAGCCAAAGUCGACGUCAACAACGACGGCCAGAAUCUCAUCAACGCACAACUCCUCACCAACCAACUGAAAGAAUUCAUUGAACCAGACAUGGACAAAACCUCAGCAGAAGACGCUCUCGACAGUCAACUCGCAUACUACAAAGAUCGAGUCCGCUACUUCAUCACCGCCGUGACCGACCAAGUCAUCGAACGCCAUCUCCUCCACAACCUCGCGCAAGACACUCUUUCCCCCCUCAUCAUCAACGACAUGGCCGAAAAGGAGAUUUCGUAUAUUGCCGCUGAGGCUGAAGAGGUUACGAAUAAGCGUGCGCAUCUCGAGAGCCAGAAAAAGAUUCUGGAGAGUGGGCAGGAGGCGUUUCGUGAGGCUGUUGGGUCGUAUAAGUAG